AUGGCUGAAUUGGCUCUCCGCACUCGGGAUCAGCCUGAUAUUCGGGCGCGGAUCAGCAUCCACGAUGAGUCUCCCAAUGACAUCAAAGAGCUCCUGAUUGCCGCCGACCAGACGCAGAGAGCUCUGCGGUCGAAGCAGUCGUGGACCCCUCCUGAAGCAUUUGGAUCUCUGCAUCGAGCUGCGUUACGCAAAGCCAGGACGCUUCCUUAUCCUUAUCGACCAGGCCACUUCAACGAUCUCCCCGCCUCAGACCCUCUGCCCUGUCCGCUGAAUCGAUCAAACAGUCUCAACUCCUUGUCAACCAUACAACGAGAGACAGAAGCUGCUUCGUUAAGCCUGUACAGAGGCUCGCCUAUCUCUGCAAUCAGUCCUCCAUGUGUCCCGCCGUCGGCGCCGUCAUGGACACCCGACGUCGAUUACGAACUACAAGAUCCAUGCCCCCCUCGGCCCCCACUGAGGGUAGAAACUCUCAGUCAGCAACGCAAAUAUCAGAAGCGUCUAAGGAAGCUUAUGAAAAAGGAGGAGAAGGAGCAGCUCAAGGCGCAAAAGGAGGAGGAACAAUUACGCCGCGCGACUCUGGCUGCUGAAGUUGCUGCUUCACGGAGGAAUGCGGCAUCCAGAGGAGAGGCAAUCCCACUGCGCACCAAAAGCACUAGGAGCAUUGCUUCACAAGUAGUCAAGAGCUUGAGCUUGAAAAGUCCAUUGACCAAACUCAGUCGCCAUGUCAAGAAAGACAGGUCGGACCCGCCAACAUUGGAUGACUUUGACAGCAAGCAAGAGUUUCGCGACUACCUCAACCCUUCCCUUCCGCCAUUGGCACCUUCACCCGCGCCAUCAGCCGAAAUUGCUGAGCUCCCUGCCGAACUGCCGCAGUAUACGCCGUUUCAAGACUCGACGAGGACUCAAAAGAAUGAACCUGUUGUUCUUUUGGAAGACGCCCGUGCCGUGAAAGAAAAGGACAAUUUGUCGCCCGUCGAGAAUGACAUUGCAAGGGCGAACAAUUUUCGUCCGACACCAAGAUCGAUGAGGUGCGAUUCAUGUAAGAGCCCUAUCCGUCUGCAUCAGGUCUACUAUCACUGCUCAAUUUGCGACAAUGGCGACCGCAUAUUGUGUUCUUCGUGUGAUCAAGCUGGCUGGAGCUGUCGUCAUAACCUUACGGAAAGGGUUCGCAGUGUAUCUCGCCCGGUCGCUUCCCAGAAAGCGGAUGUCACCAACUCGGAUGGAGAGCAAAGUCGGUCAGAGGCACAACAGUAUGCCACAGCCAUGUGGGGGUUGAACUUGCCAAAUCUCCCCGCUCACCCGAGUCGAUGGACUGAGUCGCCGGCUGAAGCAACAAUGUCUGCGGAUAGUCCAUGGGCAUACAACGACAUUCUAGAACAGAAGAAAUUACACGAUGAUCAACCGCGGGGCGUACGCCCUUCUCAGAGAUCUGAUGAUGCAAGAGAGCUUGAUUUCCGUCGACGCGAACAAGACAUGGUCUUCCGCGAAAAGGAGGUCACCUUACGAGAACGGGAGGCUGCUAUGCGAGAGCAGCAGGCCUCGAUCAGGGAGCAGGAGGCCGCUCUCCACGUGAAACAGCAGAUGUUUACCCUACAUGUGCAAUCAGCCGUUGUAAGACGAAUGUCGGAACUCUCGGCUGGAGUUGGUGCGCAGUUCCAAGAUCUGUCCCAGGAUGACAAGAUAAGGACUCAUGCCACUAAACGCAAAGCGGGGGCCAGGCAUGCAAUGGUCUCUCCUUCUAAUUCUACCGGCUCGAAUCACAAGUCUUCACCAACGCGUACGCCGAGCGGUGGACAAGACCCAGACGAAGAGGAUGAGGAUGCCACAGGAGGGACACCGAAGAAGAUCAAACAGGACCCCGAAUCGCUGGGAACAUCAGAGAAGCUAUUCGCUUGUCCGUUCUCCAGGUACGACAAAUCGAGAUAUUCGGAACAGAAUACGCAUGAGAAGCACUACCGGGGCUGCUCGAGUGGAUAUUGGCCUGACAUCUCGCGCCUUAAGCAGCAUCUUUACCGUGUCCAUUGGCGACGGAUUCAUUGCAUUCGUUGCUUUACGAAGUUCGACCGCAAAGACCAACUGGAGCAGCAUGUCCGGGGCGCGGCGCCCUGUGCGCUUGUUGAAUGCCCAUUCCCAGAGAAGUUUGAUGAGGUACAAUACAACGAGAUUCGGCGCAAGCGACCGGCCAGCACUCCGGAGCAGGUGUGGUACAUGAUCUAUGGUAUCCUGUUUCCAGGGGUACAGCAGCCGACAAGUCCAUACGCCGAUAAUAUGGACCUGCCUUCUGCACGCAGCCCAAGACCAGCUGAAACUCAGGACACAAUGGAUGUGCUUGGAGCAGUCUUCGAAUCCCGCUUGGAUCAGCUCACGGAUGCUCCAGGUCAGGGUUGGCUUCGGUCCGCGGAAGUGCGCCAACUUAUUCGUGAGCAGCUGAGAGCAUCCAUGACCGACGUUCUCCAGCGAUUGAGACCUGUCAACAGUCCAUCUCUUGGGAACCCGUCUGUCGAAGUGUCGCCCUUUUCAGCCCAACCGCCGGAUUCAGCCCGACGCAGCUCAAUAUCUCUGACCCCUGCGUCCUCCAUCCCGCCUUCGCCUGUCCAUGAUCCUGGUUCCGCGAGCAGGAAUGGGGUCGACUCACACUUUCUUUUGCCUGGUCAUCGCCAAAGCUUCAGCCGUCCAUUCCCGGCUAGGAUGGCACCAAAGCUUAAUGCACCACAACCUGCUCAGAACGCUCAAAAUGUGGAAGAGUCAUCCUCCGGGGUGACCUUUCCUGUUCCUCUGGUAGUUGAUCCAGAGAAUGACCAGUAUGAUGAGGAGUGCAACAGCUGGAGCCACGGAGACGAGCUCGGACUUGCCAUUUCGACAAAUGCAAUGGCGGGCGAAUUCGACUUUGACUUUGCCUCUGCGUUCGAGGAGCUGAACAAGAUGCAGUGUGUCUCAAUGCCACUGCCGGGCUCCGAAUUCAAUCCGGUUAAACUGUCCAGCUUGAAUGAAUCUUCUGGGGAAGCGUCGACAGGAACCUCUCACCUAAAACCCAAGCAUUCCACAACGUCGUCCGUCGACUCUGGUUACGGCAGUCUCGGUCACGCCUCGUCUUCGGCAUCAGCGUCCUCUUCGACGACCGCAUCUAGGACACCGACAAAAUCCAAAUCAGCACACAAAGCUGGGAAAAACAAAGGCAAACGGAAAGCACCGGGGUUCACUAAAGAAACAAGUCCUGUGCCGGAGUCGGCGAUCAAUUUUGAUGCUUUGAAUACUCCAUUCCAAGACUUCUCGGGUGCCAAUUUGGAUCUUGAGGAUGCGAUAGGUGAGUUUACAUUCGGAAUAGGAAUGGGCGAUGGAAAUGUGGGUGAGAUGAAUCACCGUCCUUAUUUGGAUACGUCGUACCACCGCGAUUUUCAGGAAGCCGGGUGA
Molecule: messenger RNA, 3411 nt
Organism: Cladophialophora psammophila CBS 110553
Lineage: Eukaryota; Fungi; Ascomycota; Eurotiomycetes; Chaetothyriales; Herpotrichiellaceae
Exons: 2
Coding region: 1-3411 (1136 amino acids)
Source: RefSeq, a predicted model, not a curated record